AUGAAGAUCACCUCUACCAUCGCCGCCGCCAUCGUAGGCAUGGCCUCGAUCGCCUCAGCCCACAUGGAGAUGAAGGACCCGCCCCCCCUGCGGUCCAAGUACAACGACUUCACCACCGACGCCGACUACAGCAUGACCAACCCUCUGUCCGCCGACGGCUCCGACUUCCCCUGCAAGGGCUACCAGUCGCUCAUGGGCACGCCGCAGGGCAAGUCUGUCAAGACCUACCAGCCCGGUCAGUCGUACAAGUUCACAAUCACCGGCAGCGCCGUGCACAACGGUGGCUCCUGCCAGGCCUCGCUCUCCUACGACGAAGGGAAGACCUGGUCCGUCAUCCACUCCUACAUCGGCAAAUGCCCCGUGGCUGGCGACUCGGACUGGGACUUCACCGUCCCCGAGGACGCGCCCUCGGGCGAGGCCCUCUUCGCCUGGACCUGGUUCAACGAGGUCGGCAACCGCGAGAUGUACAUGAACUGCGCGUCCGUCACCAUCGGCGGCGGCAGCUCCAGCAGGAAGCGCACCAGCCGCAUCCAGGCGGCAGAGUACGUCGACGCCCUGGUCAGCAGCCGCGCCGGCGGGCUCUCGGGCCGUCCGGCCAUGUUCGUCGCCAACGUCGGCAACGGAUGCACCGCCCCCGAGGGGGGGGACGUCGAGUUCCCCGACCCCGGCCCGGACGUCACCCGCCAGACGGCAAAGGGCGAGACCGUCGCCCCCGAGGGAUCUUCCUGCGGAUCCAGCAGCGAGGCCACCUCGGUCGUCCAGAACCCCUCGACGCCCACGACCACCCUGCAGACCGUCGUCAAGCCCACCGCCUCCCCUACCCAGGCCUCGCCCUCGCCCUCGCCCACGCCUACGGCUGGCAGUGGCGCCCAGGCGGUUGGGUCGCCUUGUGACCAGGAGGGUCAGUGGAACUGCGUGGGCGGUUCAAAGUUUCAGCGCUGCGCCUCUGGAAUGUGGUCGGCCAUGCUUGACAUGAGUGCGGGUAGUACCUGCCAGGCUGGCAUGGGUGACAGUCUCGUCUAUGCCUAG
Messenger RNA from Geosmithia morbida, 1029 nucleotides. Its product is annotated as endo-glucanase. Bases 1 to 1029 code for a protein of 342 amino acids. The record is from RefSeq and is a predicted model, not a curated record. NCBI's taxonomy places the organism in Eukaryota, Fungi, Ascomycota, Sordariomycetes, Hypocreales, Bionectriaceae. The transcript is spliced from 2 exons.